GCUAGGAUUUCAAGCCACAAAAUGGGCUGAAACGUGUCACUUUGAUCAUACAUAAGUAUUCUUAUGAAGAGGAUUAUCUGUAUGUGUCUCUGUAAAGUGAGAGUGUGAGAAAGUCACCAGUAACCUGCAAUGUGCCAAAUAAUAAAAUAGUAACUUUAGGCACAUUCCUCAAGGGAGAUAAACACGCGCCCGCUCGCGCACACAGUUCACGAGUCGACUUUAGUUUGUUAUGGCGCGCUGGGGCAACUUUCGCCAGGGACACACCUCCUUGCACCAACCUACCCUCACCACCCCCCGACCCCUUACACACACACACACACACACACACACACGUAUACCCUCCACCCUCUACAACCCCUCCACCCCCAACACACACACACACACGCACACACACACACACACACACUACCAAAACUUGGCCGUGGUUGUCGGCGUUUCUGAUUGGUCGCUGCGCCACGGCGACGUGACAACACCUGCUCGACCGAUUCAUCAACACUGACAGGCCGUGCCGCGGGAGAUAUAGGCAGCAUCCAUCCCGUUUCAGCGUGCUCAUUCCCGACAGAGACACACUAGCAUACACAAACACCUCGCGUCUCUGAGAAACUCGAUUAUCUAAGGUGUCUCGAGGGGGAAAAUAAAUAAAUUAAUACACAAUGUUGUCCAGAUUCGCUGUGGCGCUCCUCGUUCUCUCGGUGAUCGCGCUGACGGACGGAACAGACGCUACCGACGCUCACGAAAGUCACCCGGAAAAAGCGGCAAGCCCAAACCAGAAAGGACGACUCUCCUUACACAACACAGCCGAGAUCCAACACUGUCUGGUGAAUGCUGGAGAUGUGGGCUGCGGCGUGUUCGAGUGCUUUGAGAACAACUCGUGUGAAAUCCGGGGACUGCAGGAAAUCUGCCUGACCUUCUUGCACAAUGCCGGGAAGUUUGACUCCCAGGGCAAGUCUUUCAUCAAAGAUGCACUAAAAUGCAUGGCCCAUGGCCUGAGGCACAAAUUCAGCUGCAUCAGUCGAAAGUGCCUGGCCAUAAAAGACAUGGUGUUCCAGCUUCAGCGAGAAUGCUACACAAAGCAUAACUUGUGUGCGGCAGCUAAGGACAACGUUAAUGUCAUUGUAGAGAUGAUCCACUUCCAGGACUUGCUCCCAAAAGGGCCCUAUGUGGAACUGGUGAACAUCUUACUAGCCUGUGGUGAAGAAGUGAAGGAGGCGAUUAGCAGAAGUGUCCGGAUACAAUGUGAGCAAAACUGGGGUGCGCUCUGCCACAGCCUGAGCUUCUGCUCAUCGCCACCCCCCCUUGGCAACCAGGAGCGCCAUGCAAGUCAACAUGAGCAUCCUAAAGGUCCACGCCAAGCAGACAAAGAAAAGCCUGGCAAAGGGGGCUCGAGCGCCCAUCCAAGAAGUCGUGGUCAGGGUGCACGGCGUGCAAGCCUCGAUGCCACGAUGGCUGAGCAGGAGGACCCUGAGAACACUGACAUCCGGAGGGUCGCGGGGAACCUGGAGCCUAUCCCAGGGAGCAUCGGACACAAGGUUGGGUACACCCUGGAUCGGGUGCCAGUCCAUCGCAGGGCACAAUCACAUACACACUCACACACCCAUUCAUACGCUAUGGACACUUUGGACAUGCCAGUCAGCCUACCAUGCAUGUCUUUGGACUGGGGGAGGAAACCGGAGUAUACGGAGGAAACCCCCGCAGCACAGGGAGAACAUGCAAACCUCACACAUACAGGGAAGUAGCGGGAAUCGAACCUCCAACACUGCUGGUGUGAAGCGAAUGUGCUAACCACUAAGUAUUCUAUGAAUAUUUUAAUUUGUGUUAAAAAUUAGGAUGCUUGAAUACACACACCCCUAGGUCAUAUGCACACACACACACACACACACACACGCACACACGCACGCACACACACACGCGCACACACACGCGCACACACAUGCGCACACACAUGCGCACACACACAUGCACACACACUGUGGUUGCUAACAUAAAGAAAACGCAAUCACUCACCAGUUCCAGAAUGAUGAAGUGUCUAUGAUUAUCUAAUUUGUGUGUCACUUAUGCACUAUUUGGGAUUUACCCCAAACACAUUAGUCUGACACAAAAACAGCAGCAGCUCAGAGUGUGUGUCAUGGAAAGCCAGGCUGCUUGUGUUCUAGCCAACCCUUCAGACAACUCUACUGGUUCCAAGUAGAAAAAAAAAAUUGCAGCCCUCACUCUCUCUCCACUGAAAAGAGGCAGCGGUUGGAGCCAUAAUAAACUGGCCUAAGACCUAGAAACUAGGUUAAGUCUACACAAAUAGCGAAAGCUAUUAUGGAUACAACCAUUGGAAAUACCAUCUUUGGUACAGCCAUAGGAGAAUUCCCUUCAACCCUGACUGUAGAAGGGUUUCAUAAGGAGUACAGAGACACAGAGUACACCAUUUAACCAUUUAUUGGUUUACAACCAUUUACACCAUUUAACCAUUUAUUAUUAUUAACCAUAAUUUGGCCAUUUUUGUUGGCGCAGUCUAUCACUAUCUGCCAACAGUACUGCAUACAGACUAAAAUUGUGAAGUUUUAUUGUUUCAUUUCCAGAUUAAAUCUAGUCUUGGACUGGACUAUAUUAUGGGUAAAAUGCUUCCAUUAACAAGCUUCUGUCGGGCACUGUGGACAUUCUUAAUAAAAAAUAAAAUUUAAAAAACCUGACCGUUAAACAUUUGCAAUGUUUGCAUUUACAUUUAACUUAAGAGGUUGAGGUAUGUAAAGGUAUAUUACAGAUUAGACAGUUUAAGACCUUUUCAUUUAUGGCUGCGAUGUUGGAUUUUCUACUUAUGCAUGCAUUCUCUAUGGAAGGUAUUUUAAUGAUUUGCAAU
Ictalurus furcatus (blue catfish) is the source of this 2848-nucleotide messenger RNA. It is a transcript of the gene stc2a, whose product is annotated as stanniocalcin 2a. The record is from RefSeq and is a predicted model, not a curated record. The coding region runs from base 654 to 1736 and encodes 360 amino acids. The transcript has 5 exons. Gene Ontology annotation, molecular function: hormone activity. NCBI's taxonomy places the organism in Eukaryota, Metazoa, Chordata, Actinopteri, Siluriformes, Ictaluridae. Gene Ontology annotation, biological process: intracellular calcium ion homeostasis. Gene Ontology annotation, cellular component: extracellular region.